GAGGGUUUGAGCUUCACUCACUUUCUCCAACACAGAGAGACAAGGACGUUUUUGUAAGUAACCCCUUCACUCUGUGCUGGAUUAUGCAAGCUAAUCACACACCCCAAAUCCUUGAGAGAGGAACAUCACACUUUUAGAGAGAGAGAGAGUGAGAGAAACAGGGAGUUGAGUGAAGGGGAGAGGGGGUUUUGCAAUGGUUGCUGGGAAGGUGAGGGUGGCAAUGGGGCUACAGAAAUCGCCGGCGAAUCCCAAACCGGAAACUCCUUCAAAGUCUCCGUUGCCGUCGUUGAGCUCUGGGAAGACACCCCAGAAGGGGGCGGUGUUCUCGCGCUCCUUUGGUGUAUACUUUCCACGCUCCUCCGCGCAGGUGCAGCCUAAGCCGCCGGACGUGACGGAGCUGCUCCGACUGGUUGAGGAGCUCCGGGAGCGAGAGUCGAGGCUGAAGACGGAGCUUCUGGAGCACAAGCUCCUGAGAGAGUCGGUCGCCAUCAUCCCCGUCUUGGAGAACGAGAUUAUUAGCAAGAAUGAGGAGAUUGAUAGAGCGUCGAAGCGGGUGGAGGAGCUGGCGGCGGAGAACGAGCGGCUGAGUAAUCAGGUGGCGGAAGUAACGUCAGCGUUGGAGGAAGAGAGGAGGGGGAAAGAAGAGAAAUUGAAGCGAUUGGAGGCUGAAAUUUCGGAGCUGAAGAAAACGACGUCGGAUCGUAUGAUUAAUUUCGAAAGCGACGAGCUUUCGUCGUCACAGAGAUUUCAGGGACUGAUGGAGAUCACCGGAAGGUCGAAUCUGAUCAGAAAUUUGAAGAGGGGAGUGAAAUGCGCGGACAUUCCGACGAAUCCGGAGAAUCAGAAGCUCGAUGGCUCCGAGUCGAAGAGGGAAGAGCCGGAAUCGGAGAGGCCGAGGCUCUCGCGGUGUAACUCGGAGGAGUUCGCCGAGUCGACUCUGGCUACCAUCAGAUCUCGCAUCCCGAGGGUUCCUAAACCGCCGCCGAGACCGUCGACAUCCAACGGUCAAAAGACUCAAAACAAGGCCUCAACAGAACAAGGUAUUGCAUUUCCACCACCGCCUCCGCCGCCACCAAGUCAGACAAAAUCAGCACUCCCACCGCCACCUCCGCCUUCUAAGGCGGCUCCACCUCCACCUCCUCCGCCACCGAGAGGUAUAAGGCCGGCGACGGCGAAGGUGAAGCGAGUGCCGGAGGUUGUCGAAUUUUACCACUCUUUGAUGCGAAGAGACUCUCGGAGGGAGUCGGGCAGCGGAGUCUCCGACGCAACGGGAACCGCCAAUGCCCGCGACAUGAUCGGCGAGAUCGAGAACCGGUCGGCUCACCUGCUCGCUAUAAAAACGGACGUAGAAAUGCAGGGAGAUUUCAUUAGGUUUUUGAUAAAAGAAGUUGAAAACGCAGCGUUUUCUGACAUCAACGAUGUGGUGCCUUUUGUGAAAUGGCUGGAUGAUGAGCUCUCAUACUUGGUGGAUGAAAGAGCUGUGCUGAAGCAUUUUGACUGGCCGGAGCAGAAAGCCGAUGCCCUGCGCGAAGCGGCAUUUGGGUAUUGUGACCUCAAGAAGCUUGAAUCCGAGGCCUCGUCGUUCCCUGAUCAUUCUCGCCAGCCCUGCGGUCCAACCCUCAAAAAGAUGCAGGCUUUGCUGGAAAAAUUGGAGCAUGGUGUUUACAAUCUCUCGCGGAUGAGAGAUUCCGCCACUAAAAGAUACAAAGUUUUCCAAAUUCCUACAAAUUGGAUGCUCGAUUCUGAAUUUGUAAGCCAGAUCAAGUUGGCAUCGGUAAAAUUGGCAAUGAAGUACAUGAAGAGAGUCUCUGCUGAGCUUGAAAUUGUAGGUGGUGUUCCCGAAGAAGAAGAGCUGAUAGUUCAAGGCGUUCGAUUUGCCUUCCGCGUACAUCAGUUUGCUGGAGGAUUCGAUGCAGAAACAAUGAGAGCGUUCCAGGUGUUGAGAGAUAAAGUGAGAUCGUGCCAUGUACAAUGCCAGAACCAACAGCAGCAGAAAAUCGUAUGCCGAUCUACGCCGUGCUAAAUCUGUAGCGAGCUCAGCUACAGAAAUUGCUCUAAGAGUUCUUUGUUGUAAAGGUAGAACUUCUAUAUGGUAUAAUUGCUCAUCACCUACUCGGCUAGAUUGGGUAUCGGUUUAAUAUGUUCCAUCCCAUUCCGUCCCAUCUACGUAUCAAACGGUACCUAAGUUCACUAACAUGUAUAAUAGCUUGUAAUACAAUGUAGUAAUGCUACAACUUCGUCAUCCUCUCAAUCACGAAUAACAUCAACUUUAUUCUUUUUAUUUCAA
This is a messenger RNA of Pyrus x bretschneideri (Chinese white pear), 2287 nucleotides long. Its product is annotated as protein CHUP1, chloroplastic. Gene Ontology annotation, biological process: chloroplast organization. The record is from RefSeq and is a predicted model, not a curated record. The transcript has 6 exons. Gene Ontology annotation, cellular component: chloroplast outer membrane. Bases 194 to 2023 code for a protein of 609 amino acids. NCBI's taxonomy places the organism in Eukaryota, Viridiplantae, Streptophyta, Magnoliopsida, Rosales, Rosaceae.